Messenger RNA from Cervus elaphus (red deer), 2178 nucleotides. RefSeq names its product collagen alpha-1(I) chain-like. The coding region runs from base 1 to 2178 and encodes 725 amino acids. The record is from RefSeq and is a predicted model, not a curated record. Lineage: Eukaryota; Metazoa; Chordata; Mammalia; Artiodactyla; Cervidae. The transcript is spliced from 10 exons.
AUGUCCCCUCUGGGUACUGACAGGUUGUCCCCAACUGCUGGCACCAAGACCGCGGUGGGGACUCCUCCCUAUUCCACCGAGAGGGAAACUGAGGCCGAGGACCAGGCGAGGGCCAGCAGCCCGACGUCGGACGGGAAGGAGGGGCUGAGACCAGCUUCGAACCCUCGCUUGCGCCGCCCCGAAUCCGGAGCCCGGGCCUCUGCCCGCCCGGCGCUGCCCGCGCGUUCCUGGAACUGGGCUGGGCGGAGAAAUCAGGGCCCGCGGAGAGGCACUGCCGCCGCCCUCCCCGCCGCCCCGGGCCGCGGGGGGCCUGGCCAAGGCCACCUCCCAGGCUGUGUCCUAGCGCUGCCCUCCGGCCGGGGGCGGGGCCGCGGGGGGGGGGGACCCGAGGAUGGGGCAGAAGAGGACGCGCGCGCGGCCCGGCCGCGGCCCGGCGCCCCCUCCCUCCCGGUUCCCGCUCCCCGGGGCCGCGCCACCCUCCCUUCCUCCCCUCCGCCCCUCCCCCGGCCCAGCGCCGGCUCCCGGCCGCCCCCUCCCCCCGACGCGCACGCCCCGCCUGACAUCCCCGCACGGCCCGGCCGCCGCGGCCACCUUCCCUGCCGGAGCUGCAGAUGUGGCGGAGCGGCCGGGCGCCGGGUGGCCGUGCCAGGGGAGCCCGCGCCCCGUGAGCCUCGCGCCCCGGCCCCCGCCCGCCCGGCCCCCUCCCCCGCUCGCUCCCCCGCCGCCCCCGACCGCCGGAGCCCGCAGCCGGGAGACCGACCGCCCCCCGCCGCCGAGGUAAGAAGCGCCCCCCCCGCGCCGCCCCGGGCAUCGCGCCGCGGGGAAGGGGACCGGCGGGAGGGGCUGGCCUGUCGGCGGGGGCUGCGGGACCCGGGGGUCGCCUCCCCCGCGAGUCCGCGCCUCGCCCCGGGCCAUUGUGAGCCCUCGCCGGGGCCCCAGCGCUCGCUCCCUUCCUCGCUGGCUCGCGCGCUCCCUCCCUCGCCGGCUCCCCCGGCCGCGUCCCUCCGUCGCUCUCUCUCCUCCCUCCUUACCUCCGUCUGUCCGGAGGCCGGGCAGAGCCGCGGCCGGGCCCCAGGAGGGAGCAAACUUCGGCAGGGAAGUUGGGCGGCGGCGGCGGGGGGCGCGCUGCGGGGCCCCCUGGGAUGGGGCUGGAAUCCAGGCUGGCACCUGGAGGCCUUGGCACACUGCCCUGCCCAGCCGGGUACUCAGGCCACAGCAGGGCAGCUUGCCGCCGGGACACCUGCCAGUCUCUCCCUCACUGGUGGGGAGGAGGUGCCCCAGGAAGCCAGACAGUGUGACACAUGCGUGUGCCUCUAUGUCUGGGGGUGCCCAACCAUGUCCCGUGGGCUGCUGGCCAACGCCUCUGCAGGCCCUCAAGAGCACUGGCCGAGCGCCCAGCGCUGCCCGCCUACUGUGAGCGGCGCUGCCUGGCAGGGUCCAGGGCCGUGCCUGAGCCUUGCCUCCGGCCUGCUCAGGAAGCGGGGGUCCGAGGAGGAGAUGAGGCCUGCCCCUGCCUCCGGCUUCCGCCUCUGGGCGGCUGAGGAGGGCGGAGCCCUUGGCCAGAGCAGGGUGCAGCAGCGGUUCCCAGGAAUGCGGGGCUGUGGGGCCGUUUGCUUUGGCAGCAUGUCUGCCCUCAGCUCUCCAAGCCUCCCUCUGGGCCCCCCAACAGUGGGCCCCUCCAGUGCCCACUCACUGCCUGCUGCCCCUCGGGGAUCCGCGCUCCGCCCCUUGCCGCCGGACCUGGCGGAGGCGGGGCCUUCUCCGGGUCUCAGUUUCCCCAGGGGCCGGGCCAGCCGAGCGCUCGCCCCGCCCCUCCGCCGGGGGCUGGCCGCGCCGCCAGCGCUCGGGGAUCGCACGACCCCGCGGGAGCAGGGCGCUCGUGGGGUCACCUCGCGACUAGCGGGAAACUGCUCCGGGGCUUCUGCAGCCGGGCUCCGAGCGGCACCCGCUGGGCACCGGUCCUCUCUGGGCUUCGCGCUGCCUAAGGAACUUGCCUCUGCUCUCGGCGAGGCGGGUCCCAGUCCUUAUCCGGAAAACAAACACCGAGUGUCCACCCGCCCACCCCCAAUAAUCAAUCUGGUGAUGGCUGGCUGGCCGGCCUCCAGAGGGGUGAUUGCCGCGCCAGAACCCCGGGACUGGUACGUCCCGCUCAGGGCCUCUGAGGCCCAAGAGAAGUGA